Zingiber officinale is the source of this 1885-nucleotide messenger RNA. Its product is annotated as amidophosphoribosyltransferase, chloroplastic-like. The coding region runs from base 40 to 1689 and encodes 549 amino acids. Gene Ontology annotation, biological process: purine nucleobase biosynthetic process; purine nucleotide biosynthetic process. NCBI's taxonomy places the organism in Eukaryota, Viridiplantae, Streptophyta, Magnoliopsida, Zingiberales, Zingiberaceae. The transcript has a single exon. Gene Ontology annotation, cellular component: cytoplasm. Gene Ontology annotation, molecular function: amidophosphoribosyltransferase activity. The record is from RefSeq and is a predicted model, not a curated record.
CUUUCGCGGUCCUACGUACCUCAUCCCUUGGCUCCUCCAAUGGCCGCCGCCGUUCCCCGCCUCUCCUCCUCCGCCGCCGCCUCAUCCUCCUCCACCCUUAAUCAUCCUACCCUCCGCCGUCACAAACCCUCUUCCUCCCUCCCAUCCUCACUCCGACUCCCCCUUCAAUCCUCCCCCUGUUUAAGCCAUCGCCUUACUCUGCGCUCUUCGGUCCCCUCCCUCCGCCUCCCCUGUUCCGCCGCCGCCACCCAAGUUUCCGUCUUUGACACCGACGACAAGCCCCACGAGCAGUGCGGCGUCUUCGGUAUCAUCGGCGACCCGGACGCUGCUCAGAUGUGUUACCUGGGCCUGCAUGCCCUCCAGCACCGUGGCCAGGAAGGCGCCGGCAUCGUCUCCUCCGACGGGUCCGCCCUCCACUCCGUCACCGGCCUCGGACUCGUAUCGGAGGUCUUCUCCGACGCCUCCAAGCUCGCUCCCCUUGUUGGCUCCGCCGCGAUAGGCCACAACCGCUACUCCACCUCCGGCGCCGCCUCCGCCCUCGCCAACGUCCAGCCCUUCGUCGCAGGAUACCGCUUCGGCCAGCUCGCCGUCGCCCAUAACGGCAAUCUCGUCAACUACCGCUCCCUCCGCCACGAGCUUGAGUCGAAAGGCUCCAUCUUUAGCACCACAUCCGACACCGAGGUCAUCCUCCAUCUGAUCGCCACCUCCGCCGCCCGCCCUCUGAUCGCCCGCAUCGUCGAGGCUUGCGAGUCACUCUCCGGCGCCUUCUCCCUUGUGUUCCUCACCGCCGACAAGCUCAUCGCCGUCCGCGACCCCCACGGCUUCCGCCCCCUCGUCAUGGGCCGCCGUCCGAACGGUGCUGUCGUCUUCGCCUCGGAAACCUCUGCCCUAGACCUAAUCAGCGCCGAGUACGUGCGCGAGGUCAACCCUGGGGAGGUAAUCGCCGUCGACGUCAACGACAUGCUCAUCGCCACAUCCUACCUCCUCACCAGGAAACCCCGCAAAAGCUGCGUCUUCGAGCACAUCUACUUCAGCAGCCCCAACUCGAUCAUCUUCGGCCACCCGGUCCACGCCUCCCGCUACAACUUCGGCGCCGCCCUCGCGCGCGAAUCCCCCGCUCCGGGAGCCGACAUCGUGAUUCCGGUGCCGGAUUCCGGCCUCUUCGCGGCUCUCGGCUUCGCCGGGGCCUCCGGCGUGCCCUUCAAGCAGGGUCUCAUCCGCUCCCACUACGUCGGCCGCUCCUUCAUCGCGCCGAACCAGGAGGAACGCGACCUCGCCGUGAAGCUCAAGCUCGCCCCCGUCGAGGGCAUACUCGCCGGGAAGAGCGUCGUCGUCAUCGACGACUCCAUCGUGCGAGGAACCACGUCUUCCAAGAUCGUCCGGCUCAUCAAGAACGAGGGAAAAGCCCGCGAAGUGCACAUGAGGAUCGCCUGCCCUCCCAUCGUCGGCUCCUGCUACUACGGCGUCGACACGCCUAGAGCAGAGGAGUUGAUCUCCAACCGGCUCGGCGUGAAUGAGCUGAGGCAAGAGAUAGGCUGCGACUCGCUUGGCUUCCUCUCGCUGGAGAGCAUGAAGGGAGCAUUUGGGGAAGGACGCCACAUGCUCUGCGACGCCUGCUUCACGCGCAAGUACCCAGUGACGGCGCCGGAGCCCCUCGCUGCCGAGGUCGGCGACGAAGCAGAGGACUGAGGUUUUGGUAGCUGCUAUGACACCAACUGCAUUUUUAAUUAUAGAAAAUGUGGAAAAAAAUAUUUUUCACAUUUUUCAUCUUUAUUUUUAUUCUAUUUUAACAAAAAAAAAAUCAGUGUAUAUUUCCGUACCUGUUUCACUUCAACGAAUCAACUCCGUAGUUUCCGUAGUUGACUUGAUGUGAAUCGACUGUUGA